AUGCUCGAAGUACGUUUACCUGUGACAAAUAGACGAACUGGGAUAAAUAAUGUGACAAAAGAAGAAAUUAAGAGUGGUAUCCUGCUUACUCAUCUCACCGAUGAAACCUACCGCUUAGUACGUUACUUAGCGUACCCUAAAACGGUGGAAUCGUUAACUUACUACGAGCUAGUUCAAAUACUCAACAGCCAUUUCAAACCAAAGCAGUGCUCCUUCGUAGAUAAGGCCACCUUUUUUGGAGCGACUAGAAGUCCAGGAGAAUCACUAGGAGACUGGGCGGCGCGAUUAAGAGGGCUAGCAAGCUAUUGCGAAUUCGGCGACGCCCUGGAAACGAAUCUGAAAGAUCGUUUUGUCCUAGGCCUGGGCUCUGGCCCGGAACGCGACAAGCUGUUCGAGCAGAACCCGACAACACUUACGCUAACUAAGGCGAUUGAAAUAGGGGAACAAGCUGCUUGCGCAAGAGAGGUAAGGGUGAUGCUGAAUACGAGCGAUUUUGGGCUCAUCAAGGAAGAGCCUGUGUAUCGUGCAAAAAUUCACCAGUUCGCUCGGGGAAGCGGAGGUGACGGUACGCUAUUGCGUCACGAUACGCCAUGGGAGUGGGGCGAGCGUCAGAGGCGUAGCAUGGCGGCAGUGCGCCGCGAGCUGGCGUCCGAGCGCGUGCUAGUGCACUUCGAGCCCACAGCACAACUCGUACUGCAAUCCUCGGUCAUCGACCAUGUAGAGCAACCCGUUAAUACUGACGCAAUAGACCAUGAUAAUGGGGAAGAAUGGGGUGAUUAUUCGGCACAGGACAGCGUGGGAGACUCAACAGAGAUUCCGGAAGCGUCAGAUUCGCCUGAAGCUUCCGAAAACGGAGUCGAACAGCCUCAGAGCGAUUCUGUCCGCUCCAAUGACGUACCACCAGCGCAGGCACCGACACCCGCUCGUCAACUGCGCCCCCGGAAGAGGAUAGAUUAUAAGAAAUAUUUUAAAUGA
Parnassius apollo (apollo) is the source of this 975-nucleotide messenger RNA. The record is from the annotation of a GenBank genome assembly. NCBI's taxonomy places the organism in Eukaryota, Metazoa, Arthropoda, Insecta, Lepidoptera, Papilionidae.